Molecule: messenger RNA, 1933 nt
Organism: Cannabis sativa
Lineage: Eukaryota; Viridiplantae; Streptophyta; Magnoliopsida; Rosales; Cannabaceae
Exons: 5
Coding region: 431-1933 (500 amino acids)
Biological process (GO): proteolysis
Molecular function (GO): cysteine-type peptidase activity
Source: RefSeq, a predicted model, not a curated record
CCUGCAAUGGUGAACUCUUUCUGUAAGAGAGUUUCAUCUUCUAUUCCCAGGAUUCUGAACUGGAGCAACACCAUCGUCACCAAAAAUCCAACCCUUCGAGACUUGAAGGGCAAGAUUUUUGAUUUACCUUUGGAGAAGUUGAAGAUAAAAAACAUGCGCCCUACUGAUGAAGAGAGGCAGCAGCUUCAACUUGACGGUCUAUUUAUCGAUGAAUCUAUUGAUGAACGUGGUGUAGCGAAGCAAUCCUUCGAGGGUGGGUCAUCUUCAAAGAAGUCUGAUUCAGCAGAUAUUGAUUGGAUGAAAUCUAAGCUGGAGAUGCUCAUUUCGAAUCAAUCAUCAUUGGUCGAGGACUUCAUUUCAUUGAGGUGUUUUGUUGAUUUUAAUUUCAAAUCCGUAAUGACUGUAAUUAAGGAUAUCCAAGAGAAGGUUAAUGCCAUUCAUCGUCGUCCUUCUGACGAGGUAUUUAUUCUUAUUUUAUUGUUUAGGUUUUUUUAUAUUUUUUUUUUUGUAUAGUUUCUUUACUGUUUUAUUUAAGUUUCAUUUAUGUUGGUUGAUACAGGGAAAGUCAUCGGAUGAAUUAGUAACUCAAGAUUCUGAUGAUGAUGCUGAUGAUGAUGAUGAUGCCGAGGAUGAUGAGAAGCAAUUGCCUGAUCCAGAAAAUAUUGAUUCCGACUCCGACGAUGGUGGUGAGUUGGUUAAAGUUGGUGGGGAUGCUGAUGAUGCUGACAAGGUUGUUACUGCUGUUCCUUCUGCUGAUGUGAAUCCAUCUGAGGAUGUUGGAGGGAGUGAUAAAAAUGUUAAGGAUGUUGAGAAGCCGAAGGGCGAUGAGUCUCGAUUGAAGGGGGACGAUUUCUUUGAUGGGUUGAGCCAGCUUGUAAUAGAUGAUGAUCAAGUUGUGUUGGCUGGCUUGGAGGCUGUUGCUAAAAUCAAUGUCCCCGCACCCAAUCCAGAUGUUGUUGGUGAAAAGUCAGAUGCCCUUCAUACUGAUGAAGAAACUGAGGAUACUGUCUCUGAUACACCUCUGUUGGAUAAGAGGAAGCGUGCUCCGGCAUUGAAAUCUCCAUUUGUUGAUUUCGGGUCUGCUGAUGUCGGGAGCACUCCAAUGGAGCUUAUGUCCUCAGGCUCUCAAUCAGCUGGGGAUGAUAGGAAUUUCAAAAUGGUGACUUAUGUGAAGGGCCUUUAUGCUCUUAAUGAUGCUUUUGCUGAUCCCGUAUCUACCGAGAUUGAGGCAAAAUUUGACUCUUGGAUUGGUGAAGGAUUGCUUAAACAUCCUAGGCAUUAUAAUUGUUAUGAAGACGGCGCAAAGAAAUUUACCCCGGGUUUUAGGCUAGGUGUUGAUUAUGUUGAGGAUAAAACUUGGUUUUACCAUUUGGCCACAUGCGACAUGUUUAUGAACGACUCGCAUAUGAACACCAUAUUCUAUUACCUUCGGAAAAAAGGUAAGUAUUCUUCUGCUGUGACGUUGAAUUUCGCAACUACUGAUUGUCUUUUUGAUGAUUCCAUCCAAGCAUUGUACCACAAAUUUAACAAGGCCAAGUCAAUGAAGACUAAGAUGUCACACAUUCACGCUGCCCACCCAAUUGCGCAUUACAUCCGAGGUAUGCGCAUUCCCUGUUCCAAGCCUUGGUAUGAAGCCGAUCACGUGCUUUUCAUCUUCAAUUUAAGAAGGGAAAGUCAUUGGGUUUUUGGGCGUCUUGACGUGAACGAAGGGACGUUGUUUCUGUACAAUUCUUUGAGAACCGCGAAGAUGAAUGCCGCAGCUAGGAAUGCGAUGAAGGCUUAUUCCGUGUUGCUGCCUUUGUUUUUCGAUUUACUUGGGUUCUGGAAGAAUAGACCACAAGCUCCUGCCUCAGUUUCGACCCUACAGCUCCAUUCAGAAUCGUGGAGCUUAGUGGUCUUGCGUCUCAGCAGAAGAAGUGAGUGUUUCUUUUAA